Molecule: messenger RNA, 3507 nt
Organism: Micropterus salmoides (largemouth bass)
Lineage: Eukaryota; Metazoa; Chordata; Actinopteri; Centrarchiformes; Centrarchidae
Product: phosphoribosyl pyrophosphate synthase-associated protein 1
Exons: 12
Coding region: 335-1447 (370 amino acids)
Biological process (GO): purine nucleotide biosynthetic process; 5-phosphoribose 1-diphosphate biosynthetic process
Cellular component (GO): cytoplasm; ribose phosphate diphosphokinase complex
Molecular function (GO): ribose phosphate diphosphokinase activity; magnesium ion binding
Source: RefSeq, a predicted model, not a curated record
ACCAAAGCUGGAUUCCGUAGUGUAGACAGUGUUUAGGCUUUAGUGCAAGCCUAAAUGACAGAUGUCAGCAAUUUGUCCGAGAACAAUAGGAUAAAUUGGUAAAAUAAAGACAGUAAUAACGGUUUGUUUUGUAGUUCUGCUGUAGCUAAGUUUAUUUCGCACACUUAAUAAGGUCAUUUCGUGCAAGCACACCUAGCAGGUUAGUGUGUGCUAGGUAGCUAGCUUGCUUGCUUGUUAGCUAAAGACAACGUCACAAGAAGAAAAUCAGAAACAAACGCAGUGAUCGGUUGAUAAAAAGGUGCCGUCUGGGAAAUAAACCACCGAGAGUGCCAGAAUGAAUGUCGCUAAAAGUGGUUAUCGCGUCUUUUCAGCAAACUCCUCCGUAGCAUGCACAGAACUGGCCAAGAAGAUAACAGAACGGCUGGGAGUUGAACUGGGGAAGUCUGUGGUCUUUCAGGAGUCUAACAGAGAAACUAGAGUUGAUGUGAAGGAGUCAGUUCGUGGACAAACUAUCUUCAUCAUCCAGACUAUACCACGAGAUGUCAACACAGCCAUCAUGGAGCUUCUGGUUAUGGCCUACGCCCUCAAGACGUCUUGUGCAAAGAACAUCAUUGGAGUCAUCCCUUACUUUCCAUACAGCAAACAGUGCAAGAUGAGAAAGAGGGGCUCGAUAGUGAGCAAGUUGUUAGCUUCAAUGUUAGCAAAAGCAGGAUUAACACACAUCAUCACCAUGGACCUGCAUCAGAAGGAGAUCCAGGGCUUCUUCAGCUUUCCAGUGGACAACUUGCGUGCCUCCCCUUUCUUAAUUCAGUACAUCCAAGAAGAGAUUCCUGAUUACAGAAAUGCCAUCAUUGUGGCAAAGUCUCCAUCAGCAGCUAAGAGGGCUCAGUCCUACGCAGAACGCCUGCGUUUGGGUCUAGCUGUUAUUCACGGCGAGGCUCAGUGUUCAGAGUCUGACAUGGCUGAUGGAAGACACUCCCCACCAUGUGUACGUAACACCACAGGACACACAGGGCUGGAGCUUCCUUCAGGCAAACAACAAGCUCCGUUCCCUGGCAUAGAGCUCCCAAUAAUGAUGGCCAAGGAGAAACCUCCCAUCACUGUAGUCGGAGACGUGGGAGGGAGAAUAGCCAUUAUUGUGGAUGACAUUAUAGAUGAUGUAGGAGACUUUGUUGCAGCUGCAGAGAUCCUGAAAGAAAGAGGAGCCUAUAAAAUCUACAUCAUGGCCACACACGGCCUACUGUCUGCUGAUGCUCCACGCCUCAUAGAGGAAUCUGCCAUUGAUGAGGUGGUGGUGACUAACACAGUUCCCCAUGAAGUACAGAAGCUACAGUGUCCCAAAAUCAAGACUGUGGAUGUCAGCAUGAUAUUGGCCGAAGCCAUCCGCCGCAUCCAUAAUGGAGAGUCCAUGGCCUACUUGUUCCGCAACAUCACCGUGGACGACUAGACAGUCAGAUAGUGAGAGCUGAGGGCCUGGAUUUGCAUUGUGCCUCUGCAAGACCUUCUUCAAGGUGAACUCAUUCUUCAAGCACUGUAGAGGACUUCAGGCGUUCAACAGCCUUGGUGAAAUUUACAUCAAAAUGUGGCUGAAAUGGAGAAAAACACUGCCAAUAAAGAAAUUUUAAACCUCACCUCAUAAUGGUUUUAUUGAAUGAUAUUUUUAAAUAAAUGUAAUUAAUAUAUACAUUAGGGUGAAACUAAAUAUUUUUAUAUUUCCCUCUACUUUGGGAAACUGAGAAACAGCUGAAAAACAGGUUACUGUUUAGCUUUGUUAAUACUUGAACAAUAAGGGUUUUCACUGUUGUAAUUAGUACUACUAGUAUUUGGAGUAUUGAUUGUAUUGAUUUAUAUUAACUCAAAGAGCUAAAAGCUAGAAAACGUCAACAGCAGCAAAAAAAUGUGCAAAAAAACACAUGAAUUGGGGCUGUGUUUAACUUUGCAGUCAGACCAGUACUGUAAAUCCUCCUACAUUCUUCAUUUAUUUGAAGAAUUUACCUACAUAAAGGGUCAGUACUGGAAAAGAUGUUUUAAUAAUCAAUAAUUACACUCAAUAAUAAUAUCUCACUAAAAUAUCAACAAAAUAAAUAAUAUUUAUUUAUUAAUGAAAACUUAAUGAAAAACUCAGUAUCAGUCAUUAUCAUUCCCUUCCUCCUCCCUGCUGCUGAUGUGAUCCAUUGCCUGCAGAUACCGCUGGUAGAGAGGGGGUGGCUGGUUUGUCUCAGCCAGAUUCACAGAAAACUACGUUACACAGUGGGACUACAUACAGACACCUUUUGGUUUAGCUUCUUUGUAGUUUUUCAUUAUUAUCUGUAGAUAAAGGUUUUUUUGCAGUAACGAGCUUAGUUGUUGUCAACUCGAGUAAUCUUGGCUUUAGCACAUAGUCUCUGCUCCGCUCUGCUAUUCGCUGACUUCGCUCAGUGUGUGUAUUUGUGUAGGAGUUCAACACCAACACAGAAAGCAGGAUUCCUGUAUGAUUUCAAUGUGGAUUUGUUGGCCACAAUAAAACUUUUGCAUAAUAACAGAAAAAAUAGGUAUCAUCAAAAGUGAGUUUUUUUUAAUUUUUAAUCAGAGAUGCUACCUAGCAACUUCACUGCAGCUUCCAGCAUGCUGGUAGCGAUGACAACGCAGAAACCAGAGACUAUAUAUUUACAAACUAUAGUCAUAAGAUUAUUUAUUUUGUAAUGUCUUGAACUAAACAUCAAGUAGAGGUUCAUACACAGAGCUGAUUUUGUAGAAUCAGCAAUGACAUGUUCCUCCUCAGCAAUUAACGAGUUCUAUACUACUAUGCUAAUCUCUUGCCUGAUUUUCCAGCGUGGGUCCUACUGUUAGUGGGCUGCCAGCUGUAGACUGCAAACACACAGGGAUGCACACACACAGACUCUGUCUCUGAGAGGUGAGAACUCUUAGGUGUCAAGGAGGCGCCGUGGUUGGUUUCUGUCUAUGGGAUCCAAUGCACGUGACCUGAGGCCUUGUUUGACUGUGUAAUGCAGCGAGAUAAUGGAUAGUAAUGUGACCAGUGGGAUGACUGUUGACCUCAGUGGACCCUGCACACCUGCUGUUGCACUGAUGGUGUUACUCAGGGUGAAGCAGAUGUUUUGUCUUUCUGGGAAUAUUCAAAAAUAAAGGGCAAGUACGACGGCAGCAGAUGUUUUAAUUCUAUGCAAUAUUUUAAGGCCAUUCUUUAAAACAAGUCUGACCUGUCAUGUUAUUGCCUUUCUGUGUUGCUAUCACCCUAUCAACAUAUAUUAAUUUUCCUCUCAUUGCCACUACUCAACUGAUGUUAGCUCUGUGCAGGAGGAAAAUUCAUUAAAUUGUCUGACAGCCCACUUCACAAGCCAGAUGGAAAACAAGUGUUGAAAUAAGCACAUGUGGAUCUAUUAUAUCCAUAUACAACAAUGUUACUCAACAAUCAGACAGGAUCCUAAACUGUUGUUUAUGCUCAUGGAAAGACCUUUCUGUUUAUAAUUUUUUAAUGCACCACUCCACUGCAUUAAAAUACAGAAUUCA